Molecule: messenger RNA, 1023 nt
Organism: Cygnus atratus (black swan)
Lineage: Eukaryota; Metazoa; Chordata; Aves; Anseriformes; Anatidae
Product: amine sulfotransferase-like
Exons: 7
Coding region: 1-1023 (340 amino acids)
Biological process (GO): sulfation
Cellular component (GO): cytoplasm
Molecular function (GO): sulfotransferase activity
Source: RefSeq, a predicted model, not a curated record
AUGAACCAGAGGCAGUGGUGUGAACAGGUUAUGUUUGAAGAUAUGAAAAAUGAUCCCAAGGCAAACUAUGAGGCCUUGCCAAAGAGGCUGAAGAAGAAAGUUUCUUAUUCAAAAGCUUAUUCACCAAUAAGAGACAAAAGAUUAACAAUGGAACCGUCAAAAGAGUUUAUGUUCAAGUACAAAGGGUUUUACUUCGGUGUAAAUACUUCAGUCGAGCACGUAGCUUCUCUGGAGAAUUUUGAAAUCAAAGACAGUGACAUAUUUAUAGCUACUUAUCCCAAAUCAGGAACUGUGUGGACUCAGAACAUUUUGAGCUUAAUACUUCAUGAAGGCCACCGAAAUGGAACAGAAGAUAUGGAGCUCAUGGACAGAAUCCCAUGGCUGGAAUACAAUAUAAAAAAUAAGGAUUUUGCAAGUCUUCCUUUGCCUCGUGUUUUUGCCACCCACCUGCCUUACUACUUACUUCCAAGAGACCUGAGAAACAAAAGAGGACAUAUUAUUUAUGUUACCAGGAACCCCAAGGAUGUGUUGGUUUCUUACUACCACUUUUCCAAAUUCAUCACCACACUAGAGGAAGUUCCAGAUUUUAACGUUUUCAUGGAGAGGUUUUUAGCUGGCAAAGUGCUCGCCAGUUCUUGGUUCGAUCACGUUGUGGGCUGGUAUGGCCAUGCGGAGGAUUUCAAUAUACUCUUCCUUACCUAUGAAGAUAUGAAAAAGGAUCUCAGAAGUGCUGUGCUGAAGAUCUGCAACUUCCUAGGCAAGAAGCUGAGUGAAGAGGAAAUAGAAAGCGUUGUGAGACAGGCUACUUUUGAGAACAUGAAGAAAGAUCCCAGGGCAAACUACGAGAACCUGCCAGAUGACAUCGCAGACAAAAAAAAGGGUAGAUUUCUACGAAAAGGCACUGUUGGAGACUGGAAAAAUAUGAUGACAGUGGCGCAGAGUGAAAGAUUUGAUGAAGUACUUAAUGAGAAAAUUAAGACCCUGCCCAUCAAAAUCACCUGGGAUAUUAACAAUGAAAUGUAG